AUGGAGAAUAGGGAGCAGAAAGGGCCUGUUGUUGCAACCUUGAAUCCUCAGAAUUCUGGCCGCUGCACAUCAUGGGGCCCAUCAUAUGGGGGCUCCAGCAACCCACAAGUGAAGGGUGCAAGCUCCCUGCACAUGUCCACAUACAGUGAACCCCCCUCCUGGGAUCCACUUAAUGAGAAGGUGAUGGAAUUGGUGCAACUUAUGAUCCUCAAGUAUCGUUUGAGGGAGCCCAUUACAAGGGCGGAAAUGCUGAAGGUUUUUUUAAAGGGUUACCGGAGGCGAUUUCCUGUGAUAUUUAAGAAAGCUUCUAAAUGCUUAGAGGUGAUCUUUGGCAUUGAAUUGAAGGAGGUGGACCCUACUGUCCACUCAUACAUCCUUGUCAACUCACUGGGGCUCACCUAUGAUCACAUGCUUAGUAACAACCAAAGUAUGCCUAAAAUCGGUCUUCUGAUAAUCAUCCUGGGUUUGAUCUUCUUAGAGGGUAACUGCGCCCCGGAGGAAAAUAUCUGGGAUUUCCUGAAUAUGGUAGGUGUGGGUGUUGGGAGAGACCACUUCCUUUGUGGAGACCCUUGGAUGCUUCUCACCAAGGAAUGGGUGCAGGAGAAUUACCUGAUAUACCGGCAGGUCCAGAACAGUAAUCCUCUGCGCUAUGAAUUCUUGUGGGGUCCAAGAGCUCUUGCUGAAACCAACAAGAUGAAAGUGCUGGAAUUUUUGGACAAGAUCAAGGGAACUGACCCCAUUUCCUACUCUUUAUGGUAUGAGAAGGCUGUAAGAGAUGAGGAAGAGAGAGCCAGGGCCAGAUUUGUCCCCACGGAGAGCACCUCUCCUUUGUCCACUUCACAGCGUUAG
Molecule: messenger RNA, 849 nt
Organism: Erinaceus europaeus (western European hedgehog)
Lineage: Eukaryota; Metazoa; Chordata; Mammalia; Eulipotyphla; Erinaceidae
Product: melanoma-associated antigen 10
Exons: 1
Coding region: 1-849 (282 amino acids)
Biological process (GO): negative regulation of transcription by RNA polymerase II
Cellular component (GO): nucleus
Source: RefSeq, a predicted model, not a curated record